GUUAAAACACAUCUUAUAGUGAGGCUGCGUGGGGGGUUAUAUUGAGGGGAACCCCCCGCCGCUCCUCGUUCCGCCAUGGAUGACUCGGGGAUAAUCCGGCGACGGAGGCUGCAGAAGGAUUUGCCCCUGCCUCGCAAGAACAGCAGUUGCCGUACAAGCAACAGGAAAAGUCUGAUCCUGACCACCACCUCUCCCACACUGCCUCGCCCACACUCCCCUCUUCCCCUCCCCGGGCACCUCGGAAGCAGCCCCCUGGACAGCCCGCGAAACUUCUCUCCCAGCAACCCGGCACACUUCUCGUUCGCCUCCUCCAGAAGGUCAGACGGACGCCGAUGGUCUUUAGCAUCUUUGCCUUCCUCUGGAUAUGGAACCAACACUCCGAGCUCAACGUCCUCCAGCUCCUCUCAGGAGCGGCUGCACCAGCUGCCCUUCCAGCCCACCAUGGAUGAGCUCCACUUCUUAUCCAAGCACUUUGGCAGCACCGAGAGCAUCACGGAUGAUGAUGGGGGCCACUGCUCUCCCCACAUGCGGCCGCGCUCCCGCAGUCUCAGCCCAGGACGCUCCUCCUCCUGUUAUGAUAAUGAGAUAGUCAUGAUGAACCAUGUGUACAAAGAGCGCUUUCCAAAGGCCACGGCACAGAUGGAGGGGAGGCUGGCCGAGUUCAUCCAGGCUUUCUCUCCGGAAAACGUUCUUCCGCUGGCCGACGGAGUCCUCAGCUUCAUUCACCACCAGAUAGCGGAGCUGUCCAGAGACUGCCUGGCCAAAUCCCGCGAGGGCCUCAUCACCUCCGUCUACUUCUUUGAGCUGCAGGAGAACCUGGAGAAGCUUCUUCAGGACGCCUUCGAGCGUUCGGAGAGCACCGAGGUGGCCUUCGUCACGGAGCUGGCCAAGAAGCUUCUCAUCGCCAUCUCCCGACCAGCAAGGCUGCUGGAGUGCCUGGAGUUUAAUCCAGAGGAGUUCUACCAUCUGCUGGAGGCGGCAGAGGACUACGCCAAGGAGGGUCACUUGAUGAAGACGGACAUUCCUCGUUACAUCAUCAGCCAGCUGGGACUGACCAGAGAAACGAUUGAAGAGAUGGUAAACCUCGAUAGUUACGACAGCGAGGGACCACUAACACCGGAGACGGACGACUCGACGGAGGGUAAGAUCAGAGCGAUGAAACCACCAGAAGAAGCCGACUUCCAGACCAUCAAGCUGAUCAGCAACGGAGCGUACGGCGCCGUGUACCUGGUGCGACAUCUGGAGACCCGCCAGCGGUUUGCCAUGAAGAAGAUCAACAAGCAGAACCUGAUCCUGAGGAACCAAAUCCAGCAGGCCUUCGUGGAGAGAGACAUCCUCACCUUCGCGGAGAAUCCCUUUGUCGUCUCCAUGUUCUGUUCCUUCGAAACCCGCCGGCACCUCUGCAUGGUCAUGGAGUACGUAGAGGGUGGAGACUGUGCCACUCUGCUGAAGAACAUCGGGGCCCUGCCCGUGGAAAUGGCACGCAUGUACUUCGCGGAGACCAUCCUCGCGCUGGAGUACUUGCACAACUACGGCAUUGUGCACCGCGACCUCAAGCCCGACAACCUCCUCAUUACCUCGAUGGGCCACAUCAAGCUCACAGACUUCGGCCUUUCUAAGAUGGGUCUGAUGAGUCUGACCACCAACUUGUACGAGGGACACAUAGAGAAGGACACUCGGGAGUUUCUGGAUAAACAGGUGUGCGGAACUCCGGAGUACAUCGCCCCCGAGGUCAUUCUGCGCCAAGGUUAUGGGAAGCCAGUGGACUGGUGGGCUAUGGGCAUCAUCCUGUAUGAGUUCCUGGUGGGCUGUGUGCCUUUCUUUGGAGACACUCCGGAGGAGCUGUUCGGGCAGGUCAUUACAGACGACAUAGUGUGGCCAGAAGGGGACGAGGCUCUCCCUGUCGACGCCCAGCACCUGAUCUCCUCCCUUUUGCAGACCAAUCCCCUGGUUCGACUGGGCACAGGUGGUGCUUUUGAAGUGAGGCAGCACUCUUUCUUCACAGAGGUGAACUGGAACAGCCUGCUGAGACAGAAGGCAGAGUUCAUUCCUCACCUCGAGUCUGAGGAAGACACCAGUUAUUUUGACACCCGAUCCGAGCGCUACCAUCACGUGCAGUCAUACGACGAGGACGAUACCAACGACGAUGAGCCCGUGGAGAUGCAUCGCUUCUCGUCCUGCUCCCCUCGCUUCAGCAAGGUGUACAGCAGUAUGGAGCAUCUGUCCCAGCUGGAGCAUAAAGCGCCUGGCGUGACCCUACGGGAGCACAAGGUCCCCAGGGAGGAUCGAGUGGCCAAGAGGGAGAGCCUGGGCAGCCUCACCCUCCGAGACAAGAGCUGGCGGGCUGGAUCGCCUGAAAUGAAGCGCUUAUCCUGCUCCGAGUCCUCCUUCACCGAGAGCGACUACAGCCCACCAUCCGGGGCCCGAAGGCGCUUCUCCGCCCUCAUGGACACGCACCGCCUGUCCUCCCCUCUGGAGGUCGACUCUGAGCUGCCUGUCCCCAGCAGGCAGCCUCCAGUGACGACCAGAGGGACGUCCCUGGAAGGAGCCAUGGGCACCACCCCCUCUCAGGGCGAUCUGAGAACACUCCUUAAGGAUAGCAACGGGCUCACAGCUGGAGAGAAGAUUUUGAGACUGGCCGAUGCACCGUUGCCUCUACCAGGGAGUGCCGCUGUCCUGGGGCUCCCAGACCCACAGGUGCCCCGCGGGGCCGCAACUGACCUGGUGCUGCGGCGGGUCCGCCAUCAGCAGCUCUCGGCAGAGGGAGAGAAGCGUAACGCACGACCAGGGACCAAAGUAAUCAAAUCUGCUUCCGCAACGGCUUUGUCCGUCAUCAUUCCUGCAGUGGAGCAACAUGUUGCAUCCCCGCUGGCGAGCCCCAUGUCUCCUCGCUCCCUCUCGUCCAACCCGUCCUCCCGGGACUCUUCUCCCAGCAGGGACUACUCCCCCAUGGUCAACGUGCUGCAUUCUCCGAUCACCAUCCACCGCUCGGGGAAGAAGUACGGCUUCACUCUCCGAGCCAUCAGAGUCUACAUGGGAGACAGCGAUGUUUACAGCCUGCACCACAUGGUCUGGCAUGUGGAGGAUGGGGGUCCCGCCCAGGAAGCUGGUCUCAGCGCUGGUGACCUCAUCACUCACGUAAACGGGGAAUCAGUCCAUGGUCUGGUCCAUACAGAGGUGGUGGAGCUCAUCCUGAAGAGUGGAAGCAAGGUGACAGUGACAACUACUCCAUUUGAAAACACCUCUAUAAAAGUGGGUCCUGCCCGUAAGUCCAGCUAUAAAUCCAAGAUGGCACGGCGCAGCAAGAGGACAGGAGCCAAGGAGGGACCAGAGAAGAAGAGAAGCUCCCUCUUCAGGAAAAUCACCAAGCAGUCGAACCUGCUCCACACCAGCAGGAGCCUCUCCUCUUUAAACCGCUCCCUUUCAUCUGGAGACAGUCUCCCAGGCUCCCCCACCCACAGCCUCUCCGCCCGUUCGCCCACUCAGACUUACCGCUCCACCCUCACUGAAUCGCCUUACAUGGGCACCUCCUCCCAGAGCAGCUCGCCAGCAUCCAGUACCCCCAACUCCCCCGCGGCCUCCCACCACAUGAGGCCCAGCUCCCUGCACGGCCUGUCUCCCAAACUCCAUCGGCAGUACCGCUCCGCCCGCUGCAAAUCUGCCGGCAACAUCCCCCUUUCCCCCCUGGCUCACACCCCCUCCCCAACCACCUCCUCUCCUCCCCCUCUCUCUGGCCACACGGUGGGGAGCUCCAACACCACGCAGACAUUCCCCGCCAAGCUGCACUCCUCACCACCCGUUGCCCGACCCCGGCCCAAAAGUGCGGAGCCGCCCCGGUCCCCCUUGCUGCAGCGGGUGCAGUCGGCGGAAAAGCUGGGAGCCCCGAUUCUGCCUUCCUCCUCCUCCUCGUCGGCGUCGCCUUCCCCUCUGACUGGCGGGGUGUCGCUACGCAAGCACAGCCUGGAGGUGGCGCACGGGGACUACCGGAGGGAGUCCUUCCACUGCGAGCACAGUCUGCAAAGCCUGCUAGAGAUGGAGGGGGAGAACGGGCCCGCUCCCCCGUCUCCUUCAUCCUCCUCCUCUCCCUCCCCUCCCAUGGGAGGGGAGAUCGGAGGUCUGAAGCCUGCGAGGAGGCUGGGGAGGCAGGAGUCGCCGCUCAGCCGCGACACCCUGCUCCCACCAAGAGAGAAAGCUACACAGACUGCCACCGAGAGCACGACGACCAAAGCCGAGUCCAAGACCAGCGUUGUUGACGCGAGUAAAACCUUGGCUGAGGUUCUGAAGAAUAACGCGGGUGCGGCUGCGGUGAAGUCAAGUCCAGCGCUGGUUUCCACUCAUACGGAGGCCAAGCUGAGUCCAGGGGACAGAGCUCAAAAGGCAGGUACCGCCAAGAUUAAACUUGGCGAGAAGACCUCAACUCCGGGCACAUCGAAGGGCCUGCAACAGCCAGACUUCAAGCAGCAGAGUGAUGGCGGGCCUGCGACCAGAGCUCAGGAGAACACUGAGGAGAAAGUGGGUGCAGACAAAGGGGCCGUGCAGAAGGUAUCGUCUGCAGAGCAGUCCAAGCCGCGCAAAGGCGCAGAGACGGGGGCGAAGGGAGGCAUUGGAGGCAGCGAUGAAGCGGCUGAUUCGACCAAGGUCAAGGGACCGGCACCCCUAAUUUCCACCCAGGUUCAAACCCUCGCUGCGGCUCACGCCAGAUCCAAAACCGAGAAGGUGUCGAACGGUUGCCGCGGGGCCAAGGAGGAGCGGGCGCACCUGGAAGUCCUGGAGGAGAACCCGGCGCCGCCCUGCUCGGGCCGGUCCCGCCCCAUGUCGCCAGGGGACAGAGCCAGCUUCGUCACCCAGCUCACGAGCGUGGCCAAAACGGUGCUCGGGCCCAUGAAGGCGGGGUCGCAAGAGGGCGCCAGGGUGCGGGACGCCUCCAAGCCGGGUGACGAGAAGCGUGGCGGCGUGGUGGGGAAAGCGGAGUUCUUGGCCGGGGGCGGCCGCCGCGGCGGCGCUCAGGCAGCGGCCUCGGCCGGCAGCGGGACGAUGCCAUCUGAUAAAGGAAACGCCCGCGGCUCCAAGCAUCACUCGUGA
Cyclopterus lumpus (lumpfish) is the source of this 5082-nucleotide messenger RNA. RefSeq names its product microtubule-associated serine/threonine-protein kinase 1-like. NCBI's taxonomy places the organism in Eukaryota, Metazoa, Chordata, Actinopteri, Perciformes, Cyclopteridae. The transcript is spliced from 27 exons. The record is from RefSeq and is a predicted model, not a curated record. Bases 76 to 5082 code for a protein of 1668 amino acids. Gene Ontology annotation, molecular function: magnesium ion binding; protein binding; ATP binding. Gene Ontology annotation, biological process: peptidyl-serine phosphorylation; intracellular signal transduction.